Molecule: messenger RNA, 4573 nt
Organism: Meleagris gallopavo (turkey)
Lineage: Eukaryota; Metazoa; Chordata; Aves; Galliformes; Phasianidae
Source: RefSeq, a predicted model, not a curated record
CAAGUGUUCCUAACCUGGUCAGCAAGGAGAAAAUACACCUCCAGUGGGGACUGGGUAUUACAAGCAGUGGAUUUUCUUUCAGAGCACAUAAAUCCAAAAAGCACAGAGUGCAGCUGUUGCAGUCCAAGCUGCAGGGCUCAGCUGCUCACAGGGGGCUUUUCUUCUCUUUCAGGGUUUGGUCCCUUUGGAGAGCACGCCGUCAACGCCAGCUGGAUUGCAGUGCAGGAGCUGGAGAAGCUCGGGCUGCGAGAUGGCGUCGACCUGCAUGUCUAUGAAGUCCCAGUGGAAUAUCAGACAGUGCAGAGGCUCAUCCCUGCGUUGUGGAAAAAGCACAGUCCACAAUUGGUGGUGCAUGUAGGUGUGUCGGGUAUGGCUACCACUGUCACUCUGGAGAAGUGUGGCCAUAAUGUGGGUUAUAAGGGCUUAGACAACUGCCGUUUCUGCCCAGGCUCUCAGUGCUGCGUCGAAGGCGGCCCAGAGUGCAUCGAUUCCAUCAUUGACAUGGACGUGGUUUGCAGGAGGGUCUCAGCACUGGGGCUGGACGUCACCGUCACCAUCUCUAAGGAUGCUGGCAGGUACCUGUGUGACUUCACUUACUACACUUCCUUAUACCAGAGCUGCGGGAGGUCGGCUUUUGUUCAUGUGCCUCCACUGGGAAAGCCGUACAGCGCCGAGCAGCUGGGCCGGGCACUGCAGGCCAUCAUCGAGGAAAUGCUCGACGUUUUGGAGCAUUCUGAAGACAAAAUCAAUUGUCAGCACGAACACUGAAAGCAGGCAGGAGCUGUCCUGCUAUUGCACUUCCUAAACUUCCCCCCUGCAGCUGAAGUAUGGGAGGAAUGCUCUGUGUGAGACGUACAGAACGAGAAUUGGAGACUUCAAAAAUGAAAACCCCACGUCCAGAAAUUGACUUUUUUUUUUUUCCUCUUUUUUUUUUUUGGUCAAACGUGCGUAUUUCAAUGAAGAAAUGGAGAUCCCUUCUCUAACACAACACCUGCAGCUGCUCAUUCCUGGAGCAUGCGUGCUGUGCUUUACCCAGAGCUCAUCUGUUGGCCAAGCGAUGGUCCCACCCCGCACAGAUGGGAAGUUCCUUGGCCAGGCUCAGUGUUUGGGUGCAGGGAAUCGAUAACCCCAUCUUCUAAUGACUGCUUGUUGGGUUGGAAGGUUUGCUUUCCUUCUGUCUCGUUUUCUUUCUCCUCGUUGGCCCAAAUCGUAGGUCCUAAUGUGAAAGCAUAACUGAAAUCAGUGGGGACGACGUGAGUUUGUUGUAAGAAAACAGCAAACCUGCUUGUUGGGGACGAGGAGCCUCAGAAACUGCUUUUGAAUUGAAAAAGGUUACGGUUGCUGCCUUCUCCAUUGGGGCCUGGCUGCUGCGGCUCCAGGUGGAAGGGCUGCGUGUUGGGUUGCAGAUCAGAUCACUUUUUGUACACGCAACGAUCUGAGCUCACACCAAAUCCUUCCAGACGUCCUCAGCGUUGGGUCAGGGCUGCCCUCCUGGCCCCGAGCUGCGUGCAGCACGUCCUCCCAUGUGUGCUCAGCACAUCGCUCGCUGCUGAGGAGCUCUGCUAAAGGCCACUUUCUCCACAGGAGAUCUUUAUCACGGUCUCUUGGUGCUGGCUGUUAUUUUUAAGGCGAAGGCUGAGUAAUUUAUAACUUCCUUCGCUGUGAACUUUUGUUCUCGUUAAAGGUUGGGUGCGGAGUGAUGUUUAACUUCAGUGCCCAUUGCUGGCGCUGCCGCGUGGCUGCCAGGGAGCUCUGCCAAAGGGCAUCUCGCAUCUCAGAGCUGCUCCCGGAGCCCACAGACAGCUGUUGGCUGUUCGUAUAUAAGAACACCUACAGAAUAAUCUCUGUGAAAGGUUUUAGAACAUCGUUCCUUCUGUUUUCCUGGCGACGAAUGGUUCUGCUGCAGUGAGAGCUGCUGGCCGUGAGGAUGGGCGUCGGAUCCCACAGCAGAGGCACUGGGUGCAGAGAAUCAUAGAAUGGUUUGGGUUGGAAGGGACCUCAAGGAUCAUGAAGCUCCAACCCCCUGCUGCAUGCGGGGCUGCCAGCCUCCAUAUUAAUACUAUGCCAGACCCCAUCCGACCCGGCCUUGGGUGCACGAGGGGAAUGCUUUCCUGCCCGACUUUGCCUUCCAAGUGAAUGCUCUCCUUGGCGCUGGGACACCACGCAGUGCCUGUCAGCUCAUGGCAGGCUUUCAGAUUUGUAAUUUAUUCUAUUUAAUAUUUAGUUGAAGUAUUCGUGGCUUGGGGCAGCUCCCAGAUAGUUGAGCUCUUAUCUCCACGUAGCUCCGCUGUGCUUGGGAGAAGCUGUUGGUCUGUCGUAGCUGCUGAGCUAUGAAGGGGGGAAGAUGCUGCGUUGGGUCUUUGUGGCAGAGCUCCUGUGCUGACAGUCCCUUAGAAACGUAAUUUAUUUUAUAAUCUUUUGGGUUUCUUUGUGAUUUUUUGGAUGAUUAGUCCUCAGAGGGCGUCAGGGCGGUAGCGGCGUUUCGGAUAGCGAAACCUUUUAAAGAUGGCGUUAAGCUGAGUUUGUUUAAUCUGACCUAAAUUAAACGCUUUUGCUUUGUUUUUAAAGCUUUUUGUUGUUGUUGUUGUUGUUAAAUGAAUUGAUUCCGAAUGCUUCUCUGUGGGUGAUCCCUGGGGGUCUCUGCAGCUCGGGGUGUUCUGUGGUUCAGAAGCCACGCGGGGCUGCUGAGUGUCUGCUGUAUCUCCCGGGUAUCAGCGAACAGGAUUUGCUGAUUUAUGCUGGUGGAGCCCCAUUGCUGGCUGCAGAUGUGUUCACAAAGGAGCGAGGGUCGUUCAGGUUUGGUGUUCGUGACGGUGCCUGCAGUUGGUGAUGUCGCAAGGCGGUGUUUCAGGAUCAGAAUCGUCUCUGGUGGUGCGCUGAGAAGUGGGGUGAGGGCAUUUUGUGUGGGAGAGAGAAUGAGGGGGGGGUUCCCAUGUGGGCUCUGGUGCCACAUAUUGAGGUGCUGGUGGAGUGGAGCGGGGCUGGCUGUGAUGCUGGGGGGUUUGUUGGUGUCAGGGUGAUGGUUUUGGUUAUUAAAUGCUGCGGGAGGCGUUGAGGGGCUCCGGGUACCCGAGAACUCCUUCAUUCCUGGGGGGCUGUGAUGCGGGGAGGUUUUGCCUUUGGGUUAAACGCGAUCAUCUGUGGUGUGAAACAGCAAAAAGGAAAUAAUCCCAUGAGCUUCAAAGCUCCUUUACCUGCAGGAUGCUCGGUGGCGCGGCUGAAGGCACAGCCCAAAGCUGCCGGCAUCUCUGUGUCACUGCUUUGUCAAAGCCCAGGGAUGGCAGAAGCAGUUCUCGCCGAUUUGGAGCUCUCCCCAACCCGACCGUGUCCGGAGCACAGCAGCAGUGGGGGGGGACAGAAGGUGGAGGGAUGGUGGGAGGUGUUCUGUGGUUGUGGUGUGGGGCUGAGGGUGAAGGCUGAGAGCUGUGAAAAGAGCUCAGAGCGGAUUCAAACUGAGCACCAUCUCCGUGUGGGAGCAGAGGGGGGUUUUGCAGGGCUGGGGAGGUGCUUUCCUUCACGUUUACUGACCUCAGCAGUGUGCUCAGGUGUAGCAUUUGGAGUCUCAGCACCACGCAGGCAGUGCUGAACCUUCCAGUGCCUCAGUCCUCCAGCACAGGGUGCUGUGCUGCUGCGUCCGUGUGUCCCGUGGCUCUGAAUUGGGCUGCUUGAGGUGGGUGCCGGUGGGCAGCAGGUGGCUCUUUGCAGCAGCAGCCCCAGUGCUUUGUGAUAUAAGUGCACUUACAGGUUGUGUUCGUGUCUGGUUGGUGUCUGACGUGGCCCCAGUGGUGUUCUGCCAAACCUCCAACAAAGCCGAGGAUGCUGUCGGUUCAUUGAGUGAGCAGAAACCCGAGAGCUGCUCUGUCCCAUCUAUCUUAAUGCAAAGUAGAGAAGCAAACUCCUAGAUAGGAAUUAAUGCUAGGGAAUGAAUCUGUGCGCUGCCCUUAAAUACAACUCCGUGCUACUUAACCACACGUUCAGGUUUUACAUUGCACCAGCUUCUUACAUUGCAAAUGUUUACUUUGAUGAACAGGGAGUGCCUUGUCCUGCGCUGGGCUCUGGGGAGCAGAGCGGAGUGUUGGGGGCUGAGGCCCCUCUGCAGGGGUUGGGGGCUCUGAGCUCCUUCACCCCUUGUGCUCUCCAGGAGCUGCACUGCAUUGGGCUCUGGGGGUUUCCUGGAACGCACUGGGAUGUGACAAAGGGAAAAGGGGGGGUUUCUCACUGCCUGGGGAGAGCAAACCCUUUGGGGUUCUGUCUGUUCCAAGGUGCUGCGUGUCCCAGUGCCGCUCUGCCCCCAUCCUCCUGUUGUGCCGACAUCACUGCGGUCUGAGUGGAGCUCUCUGGUGUUGCCCAUCUGUGCUCGUAGGACUCCUGGAGCUACAGCUUCAAUUCUGUGGGGGCUUCUGUUCUUCACAGUGUGUUCUUGCAGUGCCUUGUAACCCCUAACAGUCUGUGUGCCACAAAGGGCUGUGUCACGAAGGGCCGCUCGCAUUCCCUCUGCUCGCUGUUGCUCCACUGGACUUUGUAACCGAGAACUUAAACCCAUGUUUCAAAGUAAAUAAAGAGUUUAACUCUG